Dermatophagoides farinae (American house dust mite) is the source of this 1529-nucleotide messenger RNA. RefSeq lists its product as uncharacterized. Gene Ontology annotation, molecular function: galactoside binding; carbohydrate binding. NCBI's taxonomy places the organism in Eukaryota, Metazoa, Arthropoda, Arachnida, Sarcoptiformes, Pyroglyphidae. The record is from RefSeq and is a predicted model, not a curated record.
UAAAAAAAACUUGUAGAAUUUCCUUGAAAAAAUUUUUGUUAGGGCGUCAUCAAUCGUCGAUUGAAAGAGCAGAUGUGAGCAACUCACAAACAACAACAACAACAACAAAAAAAUCUCUAUAUCCAUCUCAUCAUGUCAUCGUUUGUUUACAACAUUAUCAUUUGUUUGAAAUUGAAAUUCUUCCUGAUGCAAUUAUUUGCCAAAUUUUCCCGGUUACCUUGAAAUUUUUCACAAAUAAAAUCAUCUAUCAUUCAUUCAUCUAUCUAUCUACAGAGAUUCUAUCUUUUAUGAAAUUUACCAAUUUUUGUUUGUUUUAAUUAAAAUGCAUCUUGAUUAUCCGAACGUGCCUUAUUGUGGUCCGACCAGUGCUCAACUUCAACCUGGUGCAAUCAUACGAGCCAAAGGUCAUUCUCAACCUGGAUCAGAUUAUAUGGCUAUAUCUUUGCAAUGUGGCCCUUCGACAAAUUUCAGUGAUGAUGUUGCUUUGUAUUUAAGUUUGGCUUUUAAUCCACCACCACGUGUUAUUCGAAAUUCUUUAAUCGCAGGUCAAUGGGGUCCAGAAGAAAGUUUUGGCGGUUUUCCCACCGCACCUGGUGCGCCAUUCGAAAUAAUGAUAAUGGUUGAACCAUCUGAAUAUCGAAUAGCUAUAAAUGGACAGCAUUUUACUGAAUACAGACAUCGUAUACCAUUCGAACGUAUCACUCACGUCUCGUUGACCGGUGAUGCACGAAUCGAUUCAUUUUCAAUCUGGUACAGUCAAUCUGGUCCUUCCGGUCCUGGUCUAUAUCCAAACAUACCUUCAGAAUUGGGCGCUCCACCACCGUAUAUUUCUAAUCCGGGAUUUAAUUCUAACAUUGGUGGACUUCCUCCUUAUCCUGCACAAGAUCAUCAUAUUCCAUAUUCAACGAGCACAACACCUUAUCCACCACUACAACCAGAUCAAUACGGUCCUGGGCCUGCUUAUGCACCUCAACCUCCGAUGCCAGGAAAUCCUCAAGCUCCUUAUUAUCCCAAUCAACCUUAUCCUACUGGUAGUGGCACAUAUCCACCACCACCAACCCCCUCGCAUGAUCAAAAAUCCCCGAGCAAAAGUGGUGGAAUAGGCAAUAUGUUAGGUGGUGCUUUAACAGGUGUAGCUGGAGGUAUAGCUGCCAAUGCUAUCGGAAAAAAAAUAUUUGGAAAACAUCAUCAUUCAAUGGUACCAGGAAUUGCUUCGGGUGUAGCAGGAAAUAUUCUAAGUGGUGGUGGUGGUGGUCAUCAUGGACAUCAUAAACAUAAACAUAAGAAAUCAAGUGCAAUUCCUAUUGCUGGAAUAGCAGCAGGAGCAGGUGCUGCAGCAUUAGGAGCUACAUUAUUAGGAAAAGCAUUCAAGCACAAACAUAAAGGAUCCUGGUCACAUAAAGGUUGGGGCGGUCAUCGUGGAUCAUCAUCAAGUUCAAGUUCUGAAGAAGAAUAAUAAUGAUUUCCAUUGUGAUAACUUUUUCAUUCUGUAUUGAUUGUAUUACUUAAUAAAGUUUUUAUUUCUAUCA